GUUUUCCUCUUCGCAAACAUACAUACGAACAGACAUGGGCGAGAAGUUGUUGUUUUUAGCACCAGUGGUGCUUCUUGCGUUCUUCGGUCUUGGAGUAGAUGCACAACGAUACUACAAUUAUUACCCCCGGAGUUACUAUGGUCGUAACCUUUACGAACAUGGUCGCUCUAUCUCCGAUAAUACUGUGUCAUGUGGGCCCCAUACUUGCGGCGUUGGUGCUCAUUGUACCCACGGCAGUGUGAGACCUGUGUGCGCUUGCCUGCCUGGAUAUUCUGGAGACCCACUAUCGCAAUGCAUCAAAAUCGAGUGCCUCGAUAACAGUGAAUGCCGAAGUCAUCAAACUUGCGUAAACCAGCACUGCGUUAACCCUUGCGAAGGAACUUGCGGUGUGAACGCCAACUGUGAUGUACGCAACCACAUUCCCGUGUGCACGUGCCCUGCUGGAUACACCGGCAAUCCUUUCUCUUCAUGUAGAAUUGCCGAUCCUGAGGAAGCUUGCCAUCCGUCGCCUUGUGGUGCUAAUACUAAAUGCCAUGUUGCUAACAACCAGGCUAUAUGUACCUGCCUGCCUGGAUACAGGGGUAGCCCUCUGGCUGGAUGUCGUCAUGAAUGUGAGUCUGACGGCGAGUGCGGAGCGCAGCAGUCGUGCCGCGACUUCAAAUGUGUCAGCCCUUGCAGUGACUGCGGCGUCAAUGCUGAUUGUGAGACAGUCGCAGCUCAUCGCGCUAUCUGCAAAUGCCCAAGGGGCUACCAUGGCGACCCUUACAGGAUCUGUUCCCCUGAAUGUAGUUCAGAUGGUGAGUGUCCCAGCUAUAAGCCGGCAUGCGUGUACAACGCCUGCAUCGAUCCCUGCGUCAACUCCUGUGGCGUCAACGCCGAGUGUCACCUCCGUGGUCUGACACCUGUGUGCUCCUGCCCACGGAACAUGACCGGAGAUCCCUUCACUUUCUGCAGGCCUUUUGAAGCUCGUGAUCUCUGCGAACCAAAUCCAUGUGGAACUAAUGCUAAGUGUACUCCUGGUCAUGAUCGUACCGGAGCCGAGCGUCCUGUCUGUACCUGCCCUACUGGUUAUAUCGGAAAUGCGCUUGUUGCUUGUGAUAAGGGCGAAUGCGAAUUGGACGCUCAGUGCGCGGAUCACUUGGCGUGUGUGGGAUACCAGUGCGUGGAUCCGUGCCUCGGCAAUACACAGUGCGGAUCCGGAGCAGUCUGUAUGGCGCGCAGGCAUCUUGCCGUCUGCACAUGCCCCACAGGUCAUAACGGCGAUGCCCUUGUUAAUUGCUACGAAUCUCGUUCAGUAGCUGCUACCACUCGAUAUUACAGAUAUAAGAGGAACGGUGAUUCAGUUUCGGAAGAGACCAAGGCAGAGGAAGAAGCGAAAGCCGUAGAAGAAACUAAGACCCCAGAAGAGAAGGUCGAAGAAGUUGCAGCUUAAAUAAACCACGGAUUUUUUUUCUUGGCGUUUUUCGAUUACAGCGCAACAAGGGUAUUAAUGAAAACAGCAUAGAGUUUAUUUUGGCAGUUCUGUCAGUGGCAUUUAGAUCCUUGUUGAACUGUAAUUAACAUAAAAGAGAAUGUAUUAAUAAUAAUUUGAACUCGCCCAGUCUGGAAAAAGUAAUUGUUUAAAUAAACGAAUGUACGAUUGUGAAUGUGACGUAGUAACUAACGAUCA
Messenger RNA from Diatraea saccharalis (sugarcane borer), 1669 nucleotides. The record is from the annotation of a GenBank genome assembly. Lineage: Eukaryota; Metazoa; Arthropoda; Insecta; Lepidoptera; Crambidae.